This is a messenger RNA of Cylindrotheca closterium, 1257 nucleotides long. NCBI's taxonomy places the organism in Eukaryota, Bacillariophyta, Bacillariophyceae, Bacillariales, Bacillariaceae. The record is from the annotation of a GenBank genome assembly.
AUGGUGUCGGAGGAAAGCAGCAACAAUAAUAAGGAUGUGGAAAGCACCGCAGCACGUCUUACUUCACACGAAAAAGCAUCAGCUGCAUCCACUCCUUCUCGAGAGAAUGCUUCUGCCAGCACUACUACUACUACUACUACUACUACUACUACUACUGCGGCUCAAGAAGAACGACUCCACAAAAUGUCGGGCGUCAUGGGAGUCUAUGCCGCUGUCAUUCUAGGGAGUCUCUUUUUUAUCUACUCCAUGAAAGACGUCCUUGGAUAUACCACACAAGAUUACACGAGUGGUUUUGCCAACUAUGUCACAAGUCCCUAUCAAUACAAUACGGCCAUUGAGACUGUCACAUCACCAGCUGCUACUACUGCUGCUACUAUCAACAAGGAAGAGGAGGAGGAAAUCCAUCACAGCGCAGCCAUGUGCGUCAUUCAAAAGUCGACGUUGAAGUAUUUUGAAGAAUGGAUCUUGUAUCAUCACGCUCUUGGGUUUGAAAAAAUUUAUCUCUAUGACAAUUCCGACGAUUUUGAAGUGCAGGACUGGAUUGGGAAACAAUCUCAAUUCAUUCAAGACAUUGUCAACGUGACCCAUUGGCCUGGGGUCAAGCAACAAGUCAAAGCGUAUUUGAAUUGCUGGGGGAGGAUUCGAGACGCCAAGAGUCAUGCUUGGAUUUCCUUUUUUGAUGUGGACGAAUUCGUGGUCAUUAAGGAUGUGAAGAAGUAUCCCAAAAUCAUGGACCUUUUGGAUUCCUUGCCGGACCAUCAAUAUGGUUUGGCCAUCAAUUGGAUCAAUUUUGGAUACAAUGGACAUUUGAAGUAUGAAGACAAACCAGUUACCUUGCGCUUCCAAAAUCGGGCGGUCAACGAAACGAGUUUUGUCGUCAAGUCCAUGGUCCGGUCGCAGGUAUCACCCAAAAUGAAAAAUCCGCAUUGGAUCAAGUACAAACUGACCAAAACCAAAAGCGUGUACAUGUCUCGUGACAGUCGGGGAAAUGUGGUCCAAGGACCAUCCAAUGAGAAACAAGAAGUCCGAGACAUUGCCCUGUACCACUAUAUCUCGAAAUCAUUGGAGGAAUACAAGGAUCGUUGCAACCGAGGCGACGUCUUGCGAGGUCAGGCGGAUUGGGCGACCAUGCCAUGGUGCGAAUCGGACGAAAAGGUUUUGGCAAUGCUAAAGGUCAGGGAGGAGCCUGUCUUUGACGAUCGGCCAUGGAAACUGUUGCAAGAACGAGUUCCAGAAUACACCAAGAGGUAUACGUGA